This is a messenger RNA of Clupea harengus (Atlantic herring), 806 nucleotides long. It is a transcript of the gene psmb2, whose product is annotated as proteasome 20S subunit beta 2. Gene Ontology annotation, biological process: proteasomal protein catabolic process. Gene Ontology annotation, cellular component: cytoplasm; nucleus; proteasome core complex. The record is from RefSeq and is a predicted model, not a curated record. NCBI's taxonomy places the organism in Eukaryota, Metazoa, Chordata, Actinopteri, Clupeiformes, Clupeidae.
GACGUCAGAAUCCCGCGCCGUGAUUCACUUUUGCUGUGUAAUAACAGAUUGUGUCUGGAGCGGUGGCUUGUGGUGUGUGACUACAAAAAGCCCUAAAAUUCAAACAGAAAUUACAAUACAACAAUGGAGUAUUUAAUUGGCAUACAGGGACCUGACUUCGUCUUAGUUGCAGCAGAUAAUGUUGCUGCAAGCAGUAUCAUCCAGAUGAAGCAUGACUACGACAAAAUGUUCAAACUGAGUGAAAAGAUUCUGCUCCUGUGUGUGGGUGAGGCCGGUGAUACUGUGCAGUUUGCAGAGUAUAUUCAGAAGAAUGUGCAGCUCUACAAAAUGAGAAAUGGUUAUGAGCUGAGUCCAGCAGCAGCGGCUAACUUCACCCGAAAGAACCUGGCGGACUACUUGCGGAGCCGGACCCCCUACCAUGUGAACCUGCUCCUGGCUGGUUAUGAUGAGACGGAUGGGCCCGGUCUCUACUACAUGGACUACCUGGCAGCUGUGGCCAAAGCCCCCUUUGCUGCCCAUGGCUACGGCGCCUAUCUCACACUCUCCAUCCUCGACAGAUACUACAAACCAGAUCUCACCCGUGAUGAGGCAGUAGAGCUUCUCAAGAAGUGUAUCGAGGAGCUGAACAAGCGGUUCAUCAUGAACCUGCCCUCCUUCACCGUGCGUCUGAUUGACAAGGACGGCGUCCACGACCUGGAGAAGCUCCCCAUCGGCGCUAAGUGACCUCCCCCCGCCAAACAGCCCCAGUGUGAUUUUUGUACUUCAGAUUUAUCUCCCCAUGUUCUAAAUAAAAGUCCUCUGCUGAA